AUGCAUUUCUCCGCCGCUUUCAUCCCAGCUCUCGUGCUAUCUAGCACUGCGCUCGCCGGUACUACCGCCCAGCCUAGUGCUCGCGAGGCUGGGCAGGAUGCCACAUCCGUUGCUCAUGUCCAGGAAAACUUUACCCAGACUGUAAACGUUGUUCCUAGCACAUCGGAGAGCCCAGUAGUUCACCAUGCAGUUCCAACGGCCGAUUCCAGCAGUAACAAGAACGAUGAUGAUGUCCUUGCCGAUGCGCCUUCUCCUAGCUCAGCGCUGCCGUCACAGAAGAGCAAGGAUGCCCCCCCAGAGCACGGCAAGAGAACCUGCAGACUCGAAUGA
Messenger RNA from Penicillium manginii, 330 nucleotides. RefSeq lists its product as uncharacterized. Lineage: Eukaryota; Fungi; Ascomycota; Eurotiomycetes; Eurotiales; Aspergillaceae. The transcript has a single exon. The record is from RefSeq and is a predicted model, not a curated record. The coding region runs from base 1 to 330 and encodes 109 amino acids.